Messenger RNA from Solenopsis invicta (red fire ant), 3001 nucleotides. RefSeq lists its product as uncharacterized. The record is from RefSeq and is a predicted model, not a curated record. The transcript is spliced from 4 exons. Lineage: Eukaryota; Metazoa; Arthropoda; Insecta; Hymenoptera; Formicidae. Bases 679 to 2925 code for a protein of 748 amino acids.
GUUGAGGCGCCAAUUUGCAGCCAUCGAGUGCAGAAGGAACAGCACCCGCGGCAUUCUCUCUCCACCAGCGGGUGCAGUUUCUUCUGCACUCGGUGGUUCAAAUUGGCGCCUCAACGAUAUCACUGGGAGCUAGUCCCCUCCAUGGACAGCGCGGCCAGCGCAUGGCUGGUAAAGGCAACACUACACUUGGCUGCUCAGCACACACGUGACACACGUUGUUCAGCACAGUUCAGCAUAAGCUAGUUAGUAGUAUGUACACAGUGAAAUUCCGUUCGACAAAGGAAAAAUCUAGAAAUACGGUGCCACGUAUUUAUAAUAUCUAAUGCCACGUGGUCACAUGUUCUGCAGCGUAGGCUAAUUAUAAUAGUAGUACAUUAAUAGUAAUUAAGUACUGUAAUGUAAUCAAUUAGCAUUAUGAAUGUCGUAUUGAAAAAGAAAAAAGCGACAUAUUUUACAUAAUUAUAUUGAACAAUGGCUUGAUUAUAGUACCGAAACAAUGAUUAACUGAUGACAAGGAGUAUACAUUUUGGCCAUCCGUUGUAAAUACAGCACAAAGUAUCAAUUUAAUUAAAAGAUUUUGAAAGCAAAAUUAAUUCAAAUCAAUUUGCAUUAUAAGUGUCAUAAAAAUGUAACAGGAUAACGUUUUGUCAAUUGAGUAUAUAUUGCCGGAUAACUUGUAUGAUGUCGAAACGUUUUAAAAAACACAUUUCGGAAUUGAGUAAUCGUCAGUUCCGCCGUCGCAUAACAAGUGAAACGGAAAAAGUGAUGAGAUGUAUUUUCGAGAACAUAAAAGAUAAUGAUGAUUAUGAUGAUAGAGAUGAAGAAACAAGAAAAGAAUUGCUCGAUUUGUACGAAGAACAAUGUACUGUUACGACUGAAUCAUUACAUAGACCAGGCUCUUCUAAACAAGAUCCAUUUGAUAGAUUUUUACAGCAUCAGAAUCAAUGUGAAAAUAAAUUCGAAGAAAUAGUAGAUAUAUUUGAUGAAGAAAAUUGUCAUAUUGAUAUAAAUUGUCUAGAUUCGGAUGAUAAUCCAAUUGAUUCAGAUAUUGAAUGCUUUAAUAAUACAGAUGAUACAACAGUAGUGACACCAUAUCUUCCUGAAUACGAAAAUGUGAUGAGUGAAACGGAGUGUUCUACAAAAGAGCAUAAAAAUAAAGAGAUCGAGAAUACAAAAGAAUUUUUAAGAAAUUGGAAACUGAGGAAUAAUAUUUGUCAUACAGCUGUGACUGAGUUGUUACAUCAUUUCAAAUUGCACUCUUGUUUUCAAACUUUACCAAUACAAUCAAAGACAUUGAUGAAUACUCCUCGCAAUAAAGUAAAUAUCAUAUCCAUGGUACCAGGUAGAUAUAUACACAUAGGUUUACAAAAAGGAAUUACAGAAACAAUUUUAAAUACAAACAAAGAAUUAUUUCUCAGUGGAAUAGAAAUAUCAAUUUUCAUAGAUGGUAUUCCGUUAUUCAAAUCAAGUGCAUCAUUGUGGCCUAUUGUAGGUUCUGUAAAAAAUACUAGUGAUAUUUUUCUUAUUGGAGCUUAUUACGGUCCUGAAAAGCCAUAUGAUAGUAAUCUUUAUUUAAGUGCUACUGUAAAUGAUAUUAAAGAUGUAUGUCAAAAUGGUAUAACAAUUGAAGGAUUACAUUAUAACUGUCGAAUUGUUUCUGUUAUAGCUGAUGCACCAGCAAAAUCAUAUAUUUUAAAUGUCAAAGGUCACUGCGGAUAUUAUAGUUGUACUAAAUGCCAUGUAAAAGGCAAAUAUGCUCAUAGGCGCGUUUAUAUGUUAAAUAAUCAUGAACAAUUGCGAAAUGAUUUUGAAUUUAAAAAUAAAACUGAUCCUAAUUAUCAUUUAGGGCAUAGUAUUUUGACAGACAUUCCGGAUUUUGAUAUUGUUAAUCAAAUUCCUUUGGAAUACAUGCACUUAAUAUGCCUCGGUGUUAUGCGUAAACUCUUAUAUUUAUGGUUAAGUAAAUCAAAACAACCAUAUUCUUUAAAUGCUCAAAGUAUACAACGUUUAUCCGUUUUGUUUGAAAACAUUGCAUCGUUUGUUCCUAACGAAUUUUCACGUAAACCUCGAUCGUUACAAUUAGUUAAAUAUUUUAAAGCAACCGAAUACAGAUUAUUGCUUUUAUAUACCGGUCCUGUUGUUUUAAAAAACAUUUUAGAUAAAAAUUUGUUUAACCAUUUCUUGGUUUUACACGUAUCUGUACGAAUUCUGUGUAGUGAUGAUUAUAGUCAGUACAUCGAAUAUGCAGGUCAACUGUUAGAAAAAUUUGUGGAUGCAAUGCCACAUUUGUAUCAUGAAUCUUUUGUAUCGCAUAAUGUACAUGGAUUGAUACACGUUAUACAAGAUGUAAAAACAUUUGGACCAUUAGACAAUUACAGUGCAUUUAAAUAUGAAAAUUUUUUACAGCAUCUAAAACGAGUAGUCAAAAAGUAUGCGCAACCUUUAGAACAAUUGUAUAAUCGGUAUCAUGAAAUUAAAUCUAACGUGAAAAGGACUGAUUAUCGUACAACUAAACUUGUAGUCAGCGAAUCGCAAAAUACUUAUUGUAUUUUGCCCAAUGGAAAAAGAGCACCUUUGUAUACAGAAGCUAUUUCAAUUAAUUAUCGUUUUCGAGUAAAUACUAUUAAUGAUAAUUGUUGUAUAUUGACAAAUGGAGACAUUGUACAAAUAACAAAAUUUUCUUACGACUUUGAGAAGGAAGAAUUAAUCAUUUGUGGGAAAAGAUACGAGCGAAAAGAUAAUUUAUUUACAAUCCCAUGUGAAUCUUCUUUACUCCAAAUUUAUGUGGUUUCUCAGCUUUCGCAAGAAAAAAUGUGGCCAUUGAACAAAAUUAAAAAUAAAAUGUUCGUAUUACCGUAUAAAAACAAAUUCGUUGUAUUACCAUUGCUGCAUAACGAACAUAAUACAGAGAAAUUUAUUUUGUAAUAUGUAUGUUGUAAUAGGUAUAUAAUAUGUAUAAAAUUUGUACAUUUGUAUUAAAAUAAAAAUAUUGGAAUAUAUA